Theobroma umbraticum is the source of this 927-nucleotide messenger RNA. Its product is annotated as peptide methionine sulfoxide reductase-like. Lineage: Eukaryota; Viridiplantae; Streptophyta; Magnoliopsida; Malvales; Malvaceae. Gene Ontology annotation, biological process: cellular response to oxidative stress. Gene Ontology annotation, molecular function: peptide-methionine (S)-S-oxide reductase activity. Gene Ontology annotation, cellular component: cytoplasm. The record is from RefSeq and is a predicted model, not a curated record.
CAAAGUAGUACUAGGAUAACUUGAAUUUCUGUUCCUCAUUGAUGCUCUCCUAGCAGAAGAAAGGAAAAAACAAACACUCGGAGAACUGAAGAAUGGCCACUGCCGCUGACAGCAACAACAACAACCCUGCUUUGGACCCUGAUCUGGACCCCCCGGAUAACCCGGCUUACGAGUUUGCCCAGUUCGGAGCCGGGUGUUUCUGGGGAGUAGAGCUGGCGUUUCAGCGAGUACAAGGUGUAGUCAAGACAGAGGUUGGCUACUCUCAGGGUCAUGUCCCUGAUCCAAAUUACAAGCUUGUAUGCACCGGUACCACCAACCACGUCGAGGUGGUUCGUGUGCAGUUCGACCCUCAAGUCUGCCCCUACACCGAUCUUCUCUCUGUUUUCUGGGGUCGCCAUGAUCCAACCACUCUCAAUCGCCAGGGUGAAGAUGUGGGAUCACAAUAUAGAUCGGGGAUAUACUACUACAAUGAGAACCAGGCUCGUCUUGCUAGGGAGUCACUAGAGGCUAAGCAAUUAGAGUUGACGGACAAGAAAAUUGUGACAGAAAUUCUUCCUGCAAAAAGAUUUUACAGGGCAGAGGAGUACCAUCAGCAAUACUUGGAAAAAGGAAGAGGUUUUGGCUCUAAACAAUCUGCUGAAAAAGGUUGCACUGACCCCAUCAGAUGCUAUGGUUGAAAAUGUACGUACGAUCAAAGGUUGAGUAUCUUUUAGCUUUAACUGGACAGCACUUAAGCUUCUUGUCCGUUAAUGGGCAAGCUAUUAUGCUGCCUUUUGUUAUGUUCUUAAAAUUUCCCUGGAUUCUGGAUUUAUUGGUGUCUUUAGUCUGUUUCUUGUUUGAACGUUGAAACCUUCCUGAAAUGUUUAUUUCUACCUCAGAUAGGAAAGUCAUUGUAACAGAUAAAAUUGACGCCAAAUUUGAAACAAA